Molecule: messenger RNA, 513 nt
Organism: Porites evermanni
Lineage: Eukaryota; Metazoa; Cnidaria; Anthozoa; Scleractinia; Poritidae
Source: the annotation of a GenBank genome assembly
GGCGUUAUCGCAGAGGGUGAACAGUGCGUACGUGAUCAUUACAGAAGGUGCAGAAAACGGAAAAUUGCUGGAAAUUCUGGAUCCGUCGAUUGGGGGACGAUGCUGUUUAUUACAGACAAACCUGUCUCCAUGAAUGAAUGGAAAGAAACACAUCGCGCGGAUGUGGAGAAGGGUUGUGCUCGCAAAAGUUCGAAGGAAGAUGUCGAGAUUCUCAGUCAAAGCAUGGAAGCAAACCAGGCUGCAGUUGAGGGCAUGAAAAGCCGCGUACCUCCUCCUCAAGUUAAGGGUGGAAGGAUUCGUCGACACUCUUCGUACGAACCAAAUCUCGAUGAUAUACUGGAGGAUGAGGAACAAAAAGCAAAAGGAAGAGUGCAGAGUCGAAACCUCGCGGAAAUCCAUCGCGAGCGAGCAAGAGAUUCUGGGUUUUUAAAGAGGGACCGCGAAGGACGAACCUGGCGCAGACGACACUUCGUGAACAACAACUGUCCAAGAGCGCGGUCGUAUACAGCUUGA